AUGGCCCUUACCGUUGAACAGAUUCCGAUGGCCAACAAGGUCGAGUCGCAGCAGCCCGAUGUUGCUGUCAAAGUCCAGUUUCCUAACGACGACCUGGUCCACCCCAAGCACUCAGCUAUUUCAGAACUAAAAUUUGAAUCGCCUACCACUGCUAGUGGGAGUUCUGCUCCACAACCUCCUUCUGUAGAAGACAUUUUGGAACAGCCGCUGGGCACGUGCGACCACGUGCGCAUUAUCAUCAUUGGUGCCGGUGCAAGCGGCUUAAAUAUGAUUCGAAGCAUGAGAAAACACCUUGAGAAUUUUGAAUUAACCGUCUAUGAGAAGAACCCUGAAGUGGGCGGUACAUGGUAUGAAAACCGAUAUCCUGGCUGCAAAUGCGAUAUCCCUUCCCACAACUAUCAGUUCUCCUGGAGACCUAACCCCACCUGGUCUGCCUUCUUUGCCGGAGCCCCCGAAAUCCAAAAAUAUCUCAAGACUUUGACCGAAGAAGAGCAACUUCAAACUUCAAUCAAAUUGGGCUACCAGGUGGUUCGCGCGGAUUGGAACGAAGGUGACGGCUUAUGGAAUGUCAAAGUCAAGAAUUUGGCGACCGGAGAGAUCAUCGACGACCAUUGCAACUUUCUCUUGAAUGCAUCUGGUAUUCUCAAUAACUGGAAAUGGCCGGAUAUUAAGGGCCUCCACUCGUAUAAAGGACAGCUCAUCCACAGCGCAGACUGGCCUAGAGAGUACGACUUUACAGGAAAGACGGUUGCCGUUAUUGGCAAUGGCUCCUCCGGUGUCCAGAUAGUACCAGCUAUUCAACCCGAGGUUGGCAAGCUGAUCCACUUCAUCCGGUCGCCGACUUGGAUCGCACCGAGUCACCUGGAGAGGAUGAGUCUCUCGCCGAAAGGGAGUGUUCUGACUGAGAUCGAGCUACAAGGAGAGGCAUUCUCGCAGCAGCAGAUUGACCAAUUUACAAAGGAUCCAGCCUACUAUCACGAGUUUGUCAAGUCAGUCGAAGCGUACACCAAUGCGAAGUUCAAAGGGACGGUGAAUCAUCUCCCUGAAGCCACCAUGGCAAAGGAAUUGAUGACUGCACAUAUGAUAGAGCGGCUGGGCGAUGACAGGCGUCUCAUUGACUUCCUGAUACCGGACUUUCCGGUGGGCUGCCGACGAAUCACGCCAGGGGUGGGGUAUCUCGAAUCGUUGCGCAAGCCAAACGUCCAGGUUGUGACUGAUUCCAUUAUUGAAAUCAACCCCGAAGGCCUUUUGACAUCGACUGGAGAGGAAUUCAAAGUCGAUGUUAUUGUGUGUGCCACCGGCUUUGAUGUAUCUUUCUGCCCACGUUUCCCCGUCAUCGGUCGAGACGGAAAGAACUUGCAAGAUUUGUGGAAAGAGCAGUUACCUGCUGCUUACAUGUCAUGCUUGAUUCCUGAAAUGCCUAACUACUUUGUCUUUCUUGGUCCGAAUGCCCCCAUUGGCCACGGAAGUGUCCUCACCAUAACGGAACAUGUCGCGAAAUUCAUGAUCAAGAUUAUUCGAAAAUGCCAAACUCAAGGCAUCAAAGCCAUAUCUCCCAAGAAGGAUGCGGUAGAAGAGUUCUUGGAACAUGUUCAAAAGUUCAUGCCUCGAACAGCAUGGUCAGGCAAUUGUCGGUCAUGGUUCAAAAAUGGCAGGGCUACCGGACCGGUUACUGCUCUGCAUCCUGGCAGCCGCAUUCACUGGUUUCAUAUGCUGGAAGAUUUUAGGGGCGAGGAUUUUGACUAUGUCAGACGGACACGAAACCGUUAUGCAUAUCUUGGGAAUGGGUUCUCGAUUAGAGAAAUGGAGGGAGGUGAUCAGACAUGGUACUUGGAUCACCCAGAUGUUUUAUUCUGA
Molecule: messenger RNA, 1857 nt
Organism: Fonsecaea monophora
Lineage: Eukaryota; Fungi; Ascomycota; Eurotiomycetes; Chaetothyriales; Herpotrichiellaceae
Exons: 4
Coding region: 1-1857 (618 amino acids)
Source: RefSeq, a predicted model, not a curated record